AUGAUUGUAUGCUUACAAAUUAAUAAUGAGUUAUGGUUAUUAGUUCAUUAUUGUGAUAGUUGUGUGUUCUCUAUUUCCUUCCAUUGCCAGCAUGCAUGUUUCAGGAAGCCAAAAGUUAUAGUCCUAAGUGUGACGCAGCAAAACAGCAGUGAAAGGAACUACAGCUCUCCAUCCGGAGAUGUUAAAUCUCUGCGUUCUGUCAUUAAUCCUCAUAUAUCCAGAAUCCGUAACAUUGGUAUCAUGGCCCAUAUUGACGCAGGGAAAACAACAACAACGGAAAGAAUGCUGUAUUACUCUGGAUACAUAAGAACACUUGGAGAUGUUGAUGAUGGAGACACAGUAACAGAUUUUAUGGUACAAGAACGAGAACGUGGUAUUACCAUUCAAUCUGCUGCUGUUACUUUUGACUGGAAGGACUACAGAAUCAAUCUGAUUGACACCCCAGGUCAUGUGGACUUCACAGUGGAAGUUGAACGUUGCUUGAGAGUGCUGGAUGGAGCAGUAGCAGUGUUUGAUGCUUCAGCUGGUGUCGAGGCCCAAACUCUGACAGUGUGGAGACAAGCAGACAAACAUCAGAUACCACGAAUCUGCUUUUUGAACAAGAUGGACAAAAAUAGGGCAAGUUUUACAUAUGCUGUUGAGAGUAUCAAACAAAAGUUGAAGACAAAACCUUUGCUUUUACAGUUGCCCAUUGGGGAAGCCAAAACCUUCAGAGGACUGGUUGAUGUUGUGACUAAGGAGCAAAUGAUUUGGAAACCUACAUCUGAUUUGGAUGAUGGAAAACUUUUUGAGCAAAAGCCACUGCUAGAGUCGGAUGAUCCCAGCCUGUUCCAGGAAGUGCAGGAUGCUAGAAAUACCUUAAUAGAACAAGUAAAGUUCUAAAGUAAAUGCAUAUUGCAUUUAAAACAGUUAUUUAGAACAAAGGGACCUCUGGAGGCAUCUGGUGCAAUGAUUUGCUAAAAACAGGGCUAACUUCAGCUUUAGAUCGAGUUGCUCUGGCCCUUGUUCAGCUGUGCUUUCAGGGUUUCUAAGGAUGGAAAUUCAGUCUUUCUAGGCAACGUAUCCCAGUGUUUGAUCAUUUUUGCAGACACAUUAUUUCUUUUUGUCUGUAUAGAAAUUUCCUGAGUUGUUAUGGCAGCGCUUCUCGUCCUUUCCUUGUGCACCUCUCUAUGUAAAGAAUCUGGCUUUGUUUUCCCUGAAACAACCAUUGCAGAUCGUGGGUAGUAGGAGGCAGCAUAUACAUUCUUCCUUUUCCCAAGUUAAACAUACUCAUCUCUUUGGGUCUCCCACUGUGUUCUGACAUACCAUCUUGUGGUUUUCAGUUGGAUUUCCCACUGUUUGUAUGUUUUUUUGUGCUGGGAAACCUAAAAUCACGGUGUCUAAAAUGUAGCUUCACAAGUAGAGGGUGAGUAGCUGGUGAUAACUGCUUGCCUUUAUCCACUCAGUACUUCUGCUGAUACAGCCCAUUAUGCAGUUAGCAUUUGUCAAAGGGUGUGUUGCUGAUUUAUUCUCGUUGAUCAAGCAGGACCAGAAGUUGUCUUUAGCUCCACAGACCUACUUCCUAGGUAUUUGAUCCCCAUUCUGUAUUAGUACAUGGAUUUGUUUUGUCACAGGUGCAAGGUACUGCAUUUGUCCUUGAUGAACUGAUUUCAAAUUUUCUUCAUUUGCUUUUCUUUGAUAAAAGACUUUUACAGCAUAUUGUGACGUGUGAUGGCAGAACGUGCUUAAUAUAGUCAGCUGGACUCUGUGGCUGCAUGGCUGCAUGUUACUUGUGCAAAAUGGCAAAUACUCCCUAUUUCAUAAAUAGUGAGCUCAUUAAAAAAAGACCCUAAAUUUAGUAUCAAGUUGGUUAACAUGGCAUCUUUUGCCAUCUUAGAUCCCAAAGGAUACUUGGAACAUUCACAUUGGGCUCAAACCCAGAACCUGCAGCUUAUUCAUACUCUUCUGGAAUGACAACUAGAAACUGGAUGAGUUGUCAGGGUCUGUUCCAAAUAACACUAAAUGCUAUGCUAGAGGAAACUGGAUCUCAUCAUAAAGAGCAAAUCCAUCCAUAAGGUCCAUUGGAGAGAUGAGAGGAAAUUGUAAUAGAAGCGUGGUUUGCCUGAUCCUAGCGUCUAAUGGGUUUUGCAGAGCUGAGACAGCUUAGAAGUUGAAGAAUAAUAAAGUGAAAGAGUGUCUGUGAGCUA
Messenger RNA from Meleagris gallopavo (turkey), 2186 nucleotides. NCBI's taxonomy places the organism in Eukaryota, Metazoa, Chordata, Aves, Galliformes, Phasianidae. The record is from RefSeq and is a predicted model, not a curated record.